Molecule: messenger RNA, 650 nt
Organism: Amoebophrya sp. A120
Lineage: Eukaryota; Dinophyceae; Syndiniales; Amoebophryaceae
Source: the annotation of a GenBank genome assembly
AGAUAGAUAACGCAUAACGCAUCAAAGUUGACCCCACAACUUUUUUUCUUAGGAAUAAUCAUCGCGCACGAGUAUGUAUUCAUUGAGGAGUGGAGAAGUGACAGGACACAAGCACGUGGACUUGGCAGGGAUUACAACUGUGGGACAGCCAGCCACCAGGAGGAUGAACAAGGAGAGGUGAGUGUAUAUGUGUAAAUGCCUGGUGCAUGUCUGAUAUAUGCUCUGGUAUAGGAAUGCUAGUUUCAGUUUGCAACGCUUUUGCGCUACGUUUGCUUUUCCACGUUGGUCCUGGGGUGCAGAUGAGCGAGCGAACGAAGUUAGAAUACGUGCAAUAUGUUCAAUACAUGCGUUUUUCCUCCGAAAGUAAAAGCGAGAGCCCCCCUUAUAAUUAGGUGUUUCCGUGUUGCGCUACACGAUCAAUGAUUUUUUUAGGUGGCUGAUUCUGAUAUUGUAUAGGCAAUUUGGCGCGUCGUUUUGUAUUUCCCAUUGGUGCGGUACGAAGAUGAAGUGUGCUAGUAGUGUGCUACACCGAUUUAAAAUUGUCGCUUUCAUCUUCUGUGAUUUUGCUCUUGCGCAGAAGCGUUGUGUCAACGCGACUUCAGCCGAUGGCUCUAGAGAACUAUCGACGAUUGGCAAGUAUGUUGCGCACU